AUGACCUCCACGACGAACACGGGAGGUGCAAACAGCUCAGAGUCCUUUACAAUCCACUAUUUCGCCGCGGCAUCCCAAUACACUGCCAAGAACACAGAGCGUUUGCCCGCACCAACCACAUUCUCGCAUUUAUUCCCACUUCUCGAAGAGCGAUACCCUGGCAUCAAGAAUGCUAUCCUGCGCAGCUCUGGUAUCAGCGUCGAUGGAGAGUAUGUCGACCUCGACGACGAGCCUACACGAUUAAUCCAGUCCGGGGCGGAGGUCGCGAUCAUCCCCCCUGUCAGCUCGGGGUGA
Messenger RNA from Penicillium atrosanguineum, 294 nucleotides. RefSeq names its product MoaD/ThiS family protein. Bases 1 to 294 code for a protein of 97 amino acids. The transcript has a single exon. The record is from RefSeq and is a predicted model, not a curated record. Gene Ontology annotation, cellular component: cytosol. Lineage: Eukaryota; Fungi; Ascomycota; Eurotiomycetes; Eurotiales; Aspergillaceae. Gene Ontology annotation, biological process: Mo-molybdopterin cofactor biosynthetic process.